AUGGCGACCUCACGCUCAAUGGAUUCGUCCUAUUCUUCCCUGUUCACCCAAGGGCUGCUUAACUCAUCCACACCUCGUGCAUCACUCCACCUCCCUCUUCCCGCUUUCCCAACCAAGUCCCACUCUCUUCCAUUGGCAGAACGGCGUCGUACUCCCCCACCUACACCGCUCAUCAUCCCCCCUGCACGCGUAACUCCCGCAAAGCAGUCCCCGCACACGUUCUCUGCCUCUCGCAAGACACCGCGCAGCACCUGCGCCGGAGCAAGGAGACGAUCCUCGGUCUCCUCUCCUGCACACGCGUUGCUCAAGAGUCCGACCCGCGCCGAACUGCUGCGCACACGCGAGCUGCACCUCAUCCAGGCGAAAACUUCUAGGCGUUCUCAUGGGGAAAACAUGGCAUUGCUGAGGGAUGAAGCCAGCGCAGGAGGACGUAUGAGCUCCGUGUGGACCGCUCCGGCAGCAGUGAUCUCCAGGCUUCGCCGUCGUGCGCUUCCCAUCUCUGCCCCUUCACCUCCACCCAUGAAACCCCUCCCCGCACUGCCAGGCCAGAACCCAGCCGACGCCUACCCCUCCCCACUGAGUCUGAAUAUCGCAGUUACCUAUCCCUCCAGCGCGACAACUCCCCCGCUAACGAUCGAAAUUCCCCAACCGAAAGUUGAGAGCUUCUCAAUGGAAGACGAGGACGAAGACAUGACUUAAUGGUCUCAACAUUUCGCCACCCGCUACAGGUAGCGGCUUGAUUUACUCAGAAUUCUUCAAUAAUGGAGCUCAUCGACUGUGUCGGGCUCGUUUAUUCUUACUCUUGCACAAUGAUCUCCCAUGUUCAUGUCGAACUACAACACAAACACCUGCCGAAUCGGCAGUAAUACUACUAUCCUCACGGUUUCUCUCUGCCUUCUUUUCUCUCGGCCUUCUUUUUUCUCGGCCUUCUUUUCACUUACGAUCCC
This is a messenger RNA of Dacryopinax primogenitus, 947 nucleotides long. RefSeq lists its product as uncharacterized. Bases 1 to 699 code for a protein of 232 amino acids. NCBI's taxonomy places the organism in Eukaryota, Fungi, Basidiomycota, Dacrymycetes, Dacrymycetales, Dacrymycetaceae. The record is from RefSeq and is a predicted model, not a curated record. The transcript is spliced from 2 exons.